CCUAGACGUACAGUACAAGCCCUCAUGAUAUCAUAUUCUCAGCGAUGGCUCUAAAAAUACGAUUCCGAUUGGGAUACUUUUCAUAUUUUACAUUUAUCGUAUUUGUAAUUGCAUUAUGCAGCUUCUAUGUAAGUGUUCAACAAAGAGAACAUUUCUGUAUCAGAUAUGAAGACCCUCCAAAUCAGCUGCCACCAGAAACAUGCCAGAAAAUAAGAGAAAUAAUCCUAAACUAUUCACUGACAACAAAGAACAUUGAGAUAUUAAUUAAAAAAGCUUCUUCUGAACUUCAAAACUGCCCAUGGAUUCCCAACUCAAAUAACCUUAAGGAGAUAAGAUCAGAACUUUACAAUUGUUGUAACGCCAGAAGUGAUUUGCUGUUAACCCAGAACAACACCCAUCUUGGUUAUAGCUUAAGUUUUGAGACUGAGGCAAAAAGAACAAUUCAAAUUAAUAAAAAAAUCCAUGAAAUGCUACCCAAAGUAUCACCAUUUUCAAAAAAGCUCUAUAGGCAGUGUGCUGUGGUUGGAAAUGGGGGCAAUUUACUGAACAGUUGCUGUGGCUCGGAAAUUGACAAGGCAGAUUAUGUUUUUAGGUUCAAUUUGCCACCCAUGAAUUAUUCAUUCGACACUGGAUCUAAGUCAGAUGUUGUUACUGCAAACCCAAGUAUUUUUGUAGCAAGAUUUUCAAGUUUGAAUGAAUUGAGAAAACCAUUCACUGAUAUGAUGAAGUUCUAUGGUUCAGCUUUAAUCCUCAUACCAGCAUUCUCGUUUUCGGCAUAUAUGGAUGUGUCAUUUAAAGCUUAUUAUACUGUGAAAGAUCUUGGCUCAGAACAAAAAGUAGUAUUUUUUAAUCCAAAUUACUUGAAAAAUUUGCAUCUCUACUGGAAGAAAAAAGGUCUUAAUGUUAAAAGACUUUCCUCUGGCAUCAUGCUGGUUAGUUCUGCCUUGGAAAAUUGUGAGAAUGUGACACUUUAUGGAUUUUGGCCUUUCUCUCAAGAUCAAGAAGGAAAACCAAUUUCCCAUCACUACUAUGACAACAAUCUGCCUAAAUCCAUUUUUCAUUCCAUGCCCAAUGAGUUCUUUUUUUAUGUCCAGAUGCAUAGCAUGGGAAUUCUGAAACUGAAAGUAGGAAGAUGUUACUGAACUGAAGUAUCAACAUUUUUAACCCUUUGGCUGCUAAGCCAUUUCCUACCUCGGUGCUAAGCUAGCUUUGAGCUUUUUGUUGCAAUUCACAUUUGAACAUUUUUAGAAGUAAAGUUUGUGUGAAUAAACUAUACAAACUAUAUAUUGUUUUUUCAGCAGACCUAGCAGAUUCCAAAUAUACCAUUAUUAUAUGUGUAUGUCUCAACAGGUUUUAAAAUAAAAGCAUAAAAUAUGAAAAAAAA
Messenger RNA from Bombina bombina (fire-bellied toad), 1384 nucleotides. RefSeq names its product alpha-2,8-sialyltransferase 8F-like. The record is from RefSeq and is a predicted model, not a curated record. Bases 45 to 1142 code for a protein of 365 amino acids. Gene Ontology annotation, biological process: N-glycan processing; oligosaccharide metabolic process. Gene Ontology annotation, molecular function: alpha-N-acetylneuraminate alpha-2,8-sialyltransferase activity. The transcript has 7 exons. NCBI's taxonomy places the organism in Eukaryota, Metazoa, Chordata, Amphibia, Anura, Bombinatoridae.